This is a messenger RNA of Rodentolepis nana, 1728 nucleotides long. The record is from the annotation of a GenBank genome assembly. Lineage: Eukaryota; Metazoa; Platyhelminthes; Cestoda; Cyclophyllidea; Hymenolepididae.
AUGGAAUCAGCCGAAGAUACUCGUCCAUCAAGUACUGCAUCGAGAAAUUCUCUUGACGAAUUACGUUUGAAUGACUGUUUUCAAUUUGAUUAUCCAUUUAAUUAUGAUGAUGCUCCGUCGAUGGUGCAUAGUUAUUGCUCUGGAUUAUUAUCUGACAACAUCAACAUUGUUAAAACCUCUGCAAUGCAGCUUUUCCUUCUUUGUCGUUCAGGCUAUUCAGAGGUCUUACUAUCCUCGGUUCCGGAAUUUUUCGGUUCCCUAAAAUCAGCAGCGAUCGUUUCGGAUAUUUCCAAACACUCUGAUCUUAUUCAUUGUUUGAGUGGAAUAUUUUAUUACCUAACUGAAAAUGAUUCCGCCGUUUAUCUAAUUUCACCCGACUCUUAUGUUGCCUUUGUGACAAGACUUCUAUCAUUCCCUCUAGAGUCUUCUCUUUAUUACACAGUUGCUGGUUUACAUAAUUUACUAGAUCACAAAUUCCUUCGAGAUCAAUUCCGAACUCCUCUAAUUAUUAUUCUCCUCAUUCAAAUUAUAUGGACAUGUUUUCUAUAUGACAAAUCAUUUCAGCCACCAGUAGCCCAUAAUCCAUAUCUGGCAUUUGCUUCCUCAACUUCUCUCUCAAAAUUUUUAGCCAUCGUCUGCGAUAGUCUAUAUCUCCUUGCUCACAGAAACGAGAUGUCUAAGCGUCUCAUACAUGCUAAGCAAGGUGUUAUACCUCUUCUCUACUUUGUGCAUACAUAUCCUUUCCAAAAAACUCAAUCUGUAUGUUCCCGCCUUCUGCGUAUUCUCUCUACUCAUCCACAGACCAAAAAGGAUAUCAUUAAAAAUGACCCCUCCUUGGAUUUCUUCAAACACUCUGCAAACUCCUCCUUCCAAUCCAACUCACUCGAUGCUUUCUGGACUCUACGAAACCUGUCUGACCAAUGUGCCAGCCUCUCAAACCAACAGAUGAAUGAAAUUAGUAAAAUCCUCCUCCUGAAACUUCAAAGCAUAGAGGAAUCUCUAACAUUUAUGAAAAGCCGAAUUUACUUUCCUCAUGACUUGGAAGAUCAAUUUACAAUCAGUAGAUGCAUCGCUGGAACUCUGGCAAACUUCACUUGUCGAAAUCCAUUCACAAAACUCUUUCUUGUUCAAAAUAGUGUCGUUCCACUGCUAAUGCGUCUGCUUACUUUCACCAUGGAAGAGCUUUCAUGUCAUUCAACCCUUUGUCGAGGAACUGCUUAUGGAGGGCUCUGUACAGCACCAUCAAAGUAUGAUCCCAUCCCACCUUCUCUACUCUCCUGUCGUUGUGGCCGACGUUCUCUGCCCUUUCCAAUGUUCCAAGCCACGGUAGAUUUCGUGGAAGCAACUCUGCGGUGUCUGUCUCAUGUCACAUCAUCCCACCAGCUCGCCAAUGAGGCUCUUCAUCAAUUAUCCACUAAUUGGAUGAGCUGCUUCUUGUUCAGUGACAAGGGCGUGUGUUGGAUCAAUGAUUUAUUUAGUAUCACCUUGCGCCUGGAUGAUAGUGAAAUUGAUCACGCUAUUAAUCCAAUGGCUGAACAGUUGGAUUGCUUACAAGCACUCCACGUUUUCCAAUUGGCAAAGGCAUGGUUGUCCCUCGCUCGAAAUCAGCUGGCUGGUCGUGUUGGGCUAAUACUUGAGCAUGAAACGUCGUGGAGAUCAGCUGUGAGGAACAUGGAACUUAGUCUUCUGUCUGUUAUCGAUUCGGUAAGUAUAUACAAAAGAUUUUAA